Messenger RNA from Cyclopterus lumpus (lumpfish), 1810 nucleotides. Its product is annotated as olfactomedin-like. Lineage: Eukaryota; Metazoa; Chordata; Actinopteri; Perciformes; Cyclopteridae. The transcript has 5 exons. Gene Ontology annotation, biological process: signal transduction. The record is from RefSeq and is a predicted model, not a curated record. The coding region runs from base 60 to 1559 and encodes 499 amino acids.
CUGAACUGCUGUGAAAGUCCACAGUUUCACAUCCCUGGGAGUGGUUCCCAGUGGUUCCCAUGAUGUGUGGUGACGGUCAGGAACCAACUCAGUGUAUCCGAGAGAAGAGAAGAGGAGGUGACUUCAGUCCCGCCAGCGUCAGGCCGCCACACAUCUGUCCAGCUGUCGACAUGCUGCUGCUGCUGCUGCUGCUCUCAUCGGGGGACGUCCGGGCCCAGCGGGUGUCGGGCCAGAGGAAGGACGGCUCGUGUGUCUGCCAGGUGGACCCAGACCUGUGGCUGUUCCCCGCUGGGAGCUACAGCGCCGCGCUGCGCCAGGUCCAGUCCUGUGAGGCAUCUGUGAGCAGCCUGCAGGAGAAGGUGGAGUUGUCCAGCAGACGUCUCCCUCAGGUCCAGGUUCUGAUCAAGAACGUGACGGAGCGGCUGAAGCCUCACCAGUACCUGCACAACCGGGGCCUUUACACCGACUUGCCUCUGCGCCUGCUGGGCCAGCAGCUCAGCCAGCUGGAGACAGACAUCGGUGCCAUCCACAGCCAGUUCAACAACGCCCAAACAACCAAAGUCUCCAACGAGAUGGAUAAACUGCGUACAUAUGUAGACAGGAUGAAGAUGUGGAACACGAUUAACAUGAAGACUCUCAAAGAGAAGCUUCGCUACGUGAAGAACAGCGCUGAGUCCUGCAAGUCCAUCCCCAAAGACUUUAGAGGCCAGGACAGGUACUGCCUCAAGGGCCUGAUCUCCAACAUUAGCGAUCCUGUCAUGACUAAGGUCAGUCCCUACGGUAAGACCUGCACCUCCGGUUCGUGGGGCAAACAGGCCCAGAUGGACAGCAAGGGCCAGGGGAACAGCUACUGGGUUCAGCCUCUACUCAACAGCCACAUCUGGGGCAACACCCUGCGCCUGUACCAAACCUACGAAGACUUCAUGGCCUCCACCAACCACAAGGACUUCACCGUAGCUCCAUCCUACACUCACGCCAACGCCAUUGAGGGUCCCAGUGGCGUCCUACACGGAGAAGCGCUGUACUAUCACUGCUCCCGCUCUGCAGAUGUCUGCCGCUACGACUUGAACAGCAACAGCGUCCACCGGGUGACCCUCCCCGGCAUCGGCGUGGGUUUCACGAACAAGUUCCCAUAUUGUUACUAUGACUGCCGUGCCAAUAGCGAUGUGGACGUAGAGGCAGACGAGUCGGGACUGUGGGCCCUGUAUGCCACUGUCGGUAACCACGGUAAUCUAGUAGUGAGCCGGCUGGUUUGGGACGGUGAGGCCGAGACGCUCAAUGUCACACAGACGUGGGAGACGAGGCUGUUCAAGAAGGCGGUGAGCAACGCGUUCAUGGUGUGCGGUGUGCUGUAUGCCACUCGGUAUGUGGACGAAUUCCAGGAAGAGGUGUUCUACGCCUUCGACACAGCAACGGGCAAAGAGGACAACUCUUUAGCACUGCCGCUGGAGAAGGUGGCUAAAGGAGUGGCCAGCCUGAGCUAUAACCCCACCAACAGGCAGAUCUACAUGUACAACGACGGUUACCUACUGGCCUACCAGGCCCACUUCCAAUCGUAAACGACCACCGAGACACUCUGUGAUUGGGUGGCUCGGACCACCUGCAGAGUCGGCCUGGGACACACGUCACCUGUUGUCCUCAUCUGAUCGGAUCACUAGACAUUCUUAAAUACCAGAUGUAAUCAGGGCCGAAAUCAUAUCGGGUACUUCAUAUUGUUAGAAUUUGUAGGGCACUGUUGGAACAAAUGUUUGUAAUGUAACACAACAUGUCAUAAAGCUGGAAAAUCAAUAAUAAAUAUUAUAAUAAUUCA